CUUUAGGAUUCCUAGUCUACAAGAAGUUUUUCCAAAAAUAAUUCGAUAGUUAUUGUUUAUAGUGAUGAUUUCAAUAUUUAUAAAUUUAUUAAUAUGUUUAAAUAUAUGUACAUGCUUAAUUCCAACUGUAUUUUUCGAUCUCAAUAAAAGCACAAUUACCAAAUUUCCUUGGAUGGUUGCAAUUACGAAUGAAUCAUCUUUGGUUGGUUAUGGCACUCUCAUCCACAAAAAAGCAGUUCUGACACGAGCAAUUUUAGAACCUGAGCCAAAAAAUAUUGAAAGUAUCAGAGUUCAUGCAGAUUGUUUUUUCCUAGGAGAGGAAGCUUUUGAAACUAAUUACAAUUGUUCAAAGGUUCGACAAGUUAGUGAAUAUAAUAUUAUUGAGGAGCAUCAAAAUGACUACAAAAAAAAUUUAGCUAUCCUAAUUCUUAUAAAUUCAUUCCAACUGACAGAAGAUGUAAACAUUAUUCAAUUAACUAAAUCUGAAAAUGAUAUUUAUUCUGGAAAUUGUGCAAUAGUAUCUUUGAAAACUGUAAAAAAUAGGAAUUCUGAUGCACGUUUUGCCAGAUUUUUUUCUCUACUUUGUGUAACAAUGAAUAACCGAACAAGUAUUGAGCCAAUGAUACCUUUGCAAAGCUUUGAAGGAACUGAAAUAUAUGACUCUGAAAUCAAAUCAUUUGAAGUAGAGACUUUUUGGAGAUGUGAUUAGAACCGAUGGUGAAAAUGCACGUGUACAAAAAAUAUUUGAAGAAAUAAUCAAAGUUUCUUAUCUUCCUACAAAAAAUG
This is a messenger RNA of Chelonus insularis, 786 nucleotides long. RefSeq lists its product as uncharacterized. Bases 65 to 709 code for a protein of 214 amino acids. The transcript has 5 exons. Gene Ontology annotation, molecular function: serine-type endopeptidase activity. The record is from RefSeq and is a predicted model, not a curated record. NCBI's taxonomy places the organism in Eukaryota, Metazoa, Arthropoda, Insecta, Hymenoptera, Braconidae. Gene Ontology annotation, biological process: proteolysis.